GCGUAGAGCAGGCAGCACGCACCAGGACAUACAGGUUCACAUCGCGCGACGCGUGCAAUGUGAUGCUUAGACAGACGCCAGGAUGCCGCAGUUUGGGCGAUCCGACCAAGGCACAAAGAUGCCAUCCAUGGGCGGAAGGGCUGGCCGCGACCUGCAGAGUUGCACUUUGGGCGUGAAGGCCCUGGUGGUCAUCUUGGUGCCUAUUGUGCUGGUCAGAUUCCUCUUCCUUGACGUCUGGGGCAGUGUGAACGAUGCCGCCGUGCCUAUCCUAGGCCUUUUCCUGCUACGUGGUGAGGACGAAUGCUUCCGCGCAUGCUACGAGCGCUUGAGUAAGAUUUGGCUCUUCAACGAAUGCUGCGGUGUCCAGCAGGAUGUGACUUUCAUCAGCGCAUUGACCAUCUUCGCGCUCAUCGCCCUGGUCAGUGGGCUGAACGACUUCUACUUACUUUGGCUUCGUGACCAGGCCAUCAUGAAAUGGCCAGGCCUGGUCGCCCUGAAUGGCAUCCUCGACCUUCUCUGCGCUACAGUGGCCGUACACAUGUGGCGAAUUCUGCACGGCAUGGCGAGCUUCCAGACGAUGCGCACGGUGGUGACCUUUGUCGACGACGACGAGGGGCAGCAGCAGAGCAGCCGAGUUGUGAGCAAAGAGCUGGAGAUUGACGCAGAGACGCUGCUGAGGGUGUCGCCCACCAAGCGCCCGGAGCGCGAGCCCAAAGGCAGAGGCGCCUCCGCCGCAAUCAUCCGCAAUCUCACAGUGCCCAUGCCGUCAGAAGAGAGCGAGAAGAGGCGAUCGCGAGAAAGCUCCUCCGAGCGAGACCUGAACGCUUUGACUCGCGAGAAGCGGCGCAGCAGAUCUUGGCUGCUGAGCAACGUGUUCAACCGCAGUCCGCAUGCGCAUUCUGAGCACAGGUCAAGCUCCCAGCCCCCAGCCAGCCACGGUUGAGUGGCACACGCUCGUACAGGGAUGCUU
Messenger RNA from Effrenium voratum, 970 nucleotides. The record is from the annotation of a GenBank genome assembly. Lineage: Eukaryota; Dinophyceae; Suessiales; Symbiodiniaceae.